Molecule: messenger RNA, 1387 nt
Organism: Sus scrofa (pig)
Lineage: Eukaryota; Metazoa; Chordata; Mammalia; Artiodactyla; Suidae
Source: RefSeq, a predicted model, not a curated record
CUACCCAAAAUGUAUCCCCCCCGCCCCCCCCAGCCCUCCUGCCCGGAGAAGCACCCGCGGCCGCCGCCCGCGGCCUCCUUCUCUCUCAGCUCAGCUUCUAGGCCGGCUCCCAGCCCCGAACGCCCGCGCCUCCCGCCGCACCCGGGAGCGGGAAACGCGGCCGCCGGCGCGCGGGGCCCGGCGCAGGCCGCUCCCCUCGUGGCCGAGUCCCUCCCCCACCCCAACCGCCCCCGCCCCUCACCCCAGGGACCCGCCCGGGGCCGCGCGGCCGCCACCGGGUUACACAACCCGGCCGGCGACUGGGGGAGGGGCGGCCGCGGGCCGGGGGCGGCGGCGCCCCCGCAGUGUGGGGGGCGACGCGACGCCAGGGGGGUUCCCGAGCCACCCGGCUUCGCCGCGCUGUGCGCCCCUCGACACCCUUCCCCCUCUGUUCUUCAGUGGGCCGGAGUCAGUGACAGGAAUCGGCUUCCAACAUGGCGGACAGGAAGCGGCCUCGCGAGGAGGAGAGAACAUUCCAGCCGCGCCGGCUCUGGGGGGAGCGGGCCUGGGGCGCCGGCCUCGGGAGGAGCCGUGAGGACAGACUACGAGGUGAGGUCAACUGUGGAACCAAGAUAGGUUUUAGAAUGUGAAGAGUUUCCAGAGAGAAAGAGGAGGAAAGAGCACUUUGAAAGUUAAGUUUUAAAAAAUUUUUUUGGAAAAUAUAGGAAUUUAAAGAAAUAGUCUGUUGCAUUUUGUAAUACUGACUUAACUUAUCCUGCAUUACCACAUCACAGCCUGAUUUUUAAAAGCAAAUGUUUAGUCAGGAGACUCACUACGCAGGAAGAAAGAGAUUGUGAUGGGGAUGCACGGGUGUACUCUGAUAAUAUUUUAUUUCUUGACCUAGAUGGUGAUUACAUAUAUAUUUGCUUUAUAAUUAUUUCGUAAACUGAAUAUGUAUGUAUGUGUAAUUUUUCUCAGUGUAUGUUAUAUUGGUUUUUUUAAUUUACCAUUUUAAUCAGUUUUAAGUAUGCUGUUUAGUGUUAAGUACAAUCACAUUGUUAUAAAACCAUCACUGUCCAUCUCCAGAACUUUUCAUCAUCAGAAACUGAAACUCUGUACCCGUUAAACAGUAACUCUCCAUUCCCUCUUUCCCCCAUGCCCUAGUAACCUUUUUUUUUCUACUUUUAUGACACCUUAUAUAAUUGAACUCAUACAAUAUUUGUCCUUUUGUGUCUAGCUUAUUUCACUUAACAUAAUGUCGUCAAGGUUCAUCCAUGUUGUGGUAUGUAUCAGCCCUUCCUCUUUUAAGAGUUCCCAUUGUGGCACAGCAGAAACAAAUCCGACUAGGAACCAGGAGGUUGCAGGUUCGAUCCCUGGCCUUGCUCAGUGGGUUAAGGAUCUGGUGUUG